AUGUCCAGUUGUGAGGAAGACCCCGGUGGCAAGUUUACGAAAUCAAUGGAAUCAUCCAGUGACGCCGUAGACGCGGCGAACUCCAGGGUGGCGGAACUGUUAAGAUCCCCAGACGACCUGGUUAAGACUAGUCUGUUGCGCAAAAGGCUUGCGACAGAGAAAGCUACGAUCGAUGCUCAACUAAAGACGGGAGUAAAAGUGCAAUUAGACAACACACAAGAGGGGAUCGAGACCUUGACCACUUCCGUGCAACAAAUGUUACUCAUCAAAGAAAACAUGCAAGCCAUCGAUCGUUUAUGCUCGGAAGCGCAGGGCAUGAUUAAACAUUUUCCUAGAAUAAAUAAGGUGAUAUCUCAAAUUCAUCGUAAUUUCGUUGCGACGCAAGAAACUGUUCAAAAAUUACAAGAAAUGUAUUCGACGGUGGAUCAGAUACAAAAUCUGUUACAACAGGACAUGCUAAACGUUUAUGGACCCGCAAGAAAUCUAUUGAAUGUUCACUAUCAACUAUUUCGACUACAAGAAUUUCGAGACAACACAAUGUAUCAGGCUAAAAACUCUUCUUUGGGUGGCGACGUGCUUACGUUGGAACAGUAUUUCAAGAGAUUGGAUGAAUUGUCAUUGGACUUUGUCGAAUACCUCUGGACAUUGGCUAAAAACAUCAUGGAAUUUGCCAGGAAGGGUCAAGGAUCUGUUAUCGUUUGUCUAAUCAAGGUGAUAGAGGCCGAAGAAAGAGCGGACGAAAGAGCAACAGCGGCCGAACAUGCGAGACACAGCCAUCAAGACCUGGCGGUCAAAUUCAAAUCGAUUCAAACCAGUCCGCGCGUGAUAAAAUCGUUUCGAAGUCAGUUUCAGGAUAAACUUCAAGACUCCAUUUCAGAAUUAUUUGACAAUUUCUACGCGGAAUUCGGCGAUGACACGAUGAAGUUGUUGGAUGCUGCAGAUUUCAUAUACGAUGAUCUUAAUGUGGUGUAUCAGGAGAUUGUUCCAAGAUUUCCCAAAAAAUACAGUAUCUUCUCGGUUUAUGUUUUAGCGUAUCAUAGACAUUUAUACAAUAUUUUUGAUAAAAUUAUCAACUCGGAUCCGGACGCAAGAACAAUUCUAAGAUUAAUCCGUUGGGUCCGCCAGUAUUACAAGAAGAUGAAUAAGGAUUUUCGUAUAUCUGAAGACAUCUUGGAACCUCCUUUGCUUAAUGGAAAUGAACAAGAGUUGAUUGAUGAUUACAUUAAAUUGAUAAAGCGUAAACUUGACGAAUGGAUGACCAACUUAAUGAAUGACGAGACCAAGGAUUUCGUCGAACGAAGUAAAGCACCUGAGUUAGAUGCGAACAAGUUAUACGGUUUAUCCGGAUCUGUGAUUAUGUUUCAGAUGGUGAAUCAACAAAUUGAUGUGGCGGCGGAAUCAGGGCAAGGAAAAAUACUGGCAGAUGUGGUGAAGGAGUGCGCGAAAUCUAUGAAAGCAUCACAAGAAGUAUGGAUGAAAUUAUUGACCUUAGAGUUGAAAAGACAAAUCGAGAAGCCCGAUGAAGCUCCACCCGGAUUUGUGGAGUACGUCAUCGCGUUGGCUAAUGAUCAAAUCCGAUGCGCUGAUUUUACCGAUGCGAUCGUCAAUCGAUUAGCUAAUUCUCUUUCCGAGAAAUAUCGAAAUCAAAUUAACACCGAUCUCAAUGAUGCCAUGGAUGGAUUUUUUAUGGUUGCACAAGCGGCCAAGGACACGUUGAUAGAUAUAGUGUUUAAUGACCUUAAAUUACCAUUUAGUCAAUUAUAUACACCUAAUUGGUACCAAGAGGAUCCAAUGGUGCUUAUCAUUGAAACCAUCAAAGAUUACAACGACAACGAUUUCCAACCUCACAUGAAUGAGUAUCUAUUGGACAAAUUAAUGUCCAACAUCCUAGAAAGAUUUAUCAUCGCAUACAUUGAAGCCAUAAAAAAUAAAGGUGCAAAAUUCAAGAAGCCCGAGUGUCUAGAUCGAGCGCGUAGUGACCUCGGUACAGCGUUAACAUUCUUCCAACAACAACAUAUACCAGCGUCCGAAUUAAAAAAUACAUUUGAUGUAAUACACCGAAUUCACCAGUUAUUAGAAAGUAAUCGGAAAUCCAUAUUUUUGGAUUAUUAUUCAAUGAAGAAAAUCUACGGUGACAUGCCCAUCGGAUUUAUUGAAGAAAUUUUAACAAAAAGAGAUGAUCUAGAGAAAUCACACGUAAAGGAAAUAAUGGAUAACAUUAAAUCAAAAAAUAAAGAGAUUGGCGAAUACACUGGGAAACCCACCAUAUUUAGCAAGAUCAAUUGGUAG
Molecule: messenger RNA, 2289 nt
Organism: Acaulospora morrowiae
Lineage: Eukaryota; Fungi; Glomeromycota; Glomeromycetes; Diversisporales; Acaulosporaceae
Source: the annotation of a GenBank genome assembly